Molecule: messenger RNA, 1436 nt
Organism: Arachis stenosperma
Lineage: Eukaryota; Viridiplantae; Streptophyta; Magnoliopsida; Fabales; Fabaceae
Product: equilibrative nucleotide transporter 3-like
Exons: 10
Coding region: 101-1411 (436 amino acids)
Biological process (GO): nucleoside transmembrane transport
Cellular component (GO): plasma membrane
Molecular function (GO): nucleoside transmembrane transporter activity
Source: RefSeq, a predicted model, not a curated record
CCAUUAAAUAAUAUAUCCAUUCAUUCAUUUUCCUUUAUGAUUAGAACACUUAUGUUUCCCUGUUCAUCUAACUACAUUGUCUUUGUCCUCAUCCCUAUAUAUGGCAACAAAUACCAAUAGAAUGGCCCUGAUUGCUGCUGAUGAUGUUGAUAAUCAUAAGGAUAAUGGAGCACCAAGAAAGCCUGAGGGAAAACAGAAAGCCAUGUUAGUUUGUUUCAUUCUGGGACUUGGCUCACUUGUUUCAUGGAACAGCAUGUUGACCAUUGCAGAUUACUAUUACACAUUGUUCCCUAAAUAUCAUCCUUCAAGGGUACUUACCCUGGUUUAUCAACCAUUUGCACUUGGAACAAUAGCAAUAAUGACAUGGAACGAGUCGAAGAUCAAUACUAGAAUGCGUAAUUUGGCAGGAUACAGUCUUUUCUCUGCCAGCACCUUUUUAGUUCUUGUUUUGGAUCUAGCAACAGGAGGGAAAGGUGGUAUUGCACAUUUCAUUGGUUUAUGUGUGCUUUCUGCUUGUUUUGGAUUAGCAGAUGGUCUUGUCCAGGGUGGAAUGGUUGGAGACCUCAGUUUUAUGUGCCCUGAGUUUAUCCAGUCUUUCCUUGCUGGUUUAGCUGCAUCAGGAGCUUUGAUUUCUUUACUUAGAGUGCUCACCAAGCUAGCAUUUGAUAAAUCUCAUGAUGGACUUCGCAAAGGAGCUAUUCUAUUCCUUGCUUGCUCCACAUUCAUUGAGUUUGUGUGUAUUUUUCUAUACGCAUUCUGCUUCCCUAAAUUGCCAAUUGUGAAAUACUACCGGUCGAAGGCAGCCGCCGAGGGAUCGAAAACUGUUUCGGCUGAUCUUGCUGCUGUUGGCCUUAACACAAAGCCAAAUGAUGAUCAAGGUGCUGAUGAUGAUUCCAAACAAGUAGAAAGGAUGAGCAUCAAAGAGUUGUUGCUAAAGAACCUUGACUAUGCAGUUGAUUUAUUACUUAUAUAUGUAAUAACACUGUCAAUAUUCCCUGGAUUCUUGUAUGAGAAUACAGGAACACAUCAAUUAGGCACAUGGUAUCCAAUUGUUUUGAUUGCAAUGUAUAAUGUGCUGGAUCUGAUAUCAAGAUACAUACCUUUGGUGAAAUGGCUCAAGUUGGAAUCCAGAAAGGGAAUAUUCAUAGCAGUAGUCUUGAGAUUCUUGCUGAUCCCAGCAUUCUACUUUACAGCAAAAUAUGCAGACCAGGGAUGGAUGAUCCUACUCACCUCAUUCUUGGGACUCACCAAUGGCUAUCUCACAGUUUGUGUUCUUACUUUGGCACCAAAAGGUUACAAGGGUCCAGAGCAGAAUGCAUUAGGCAAUUUACUUGUGGCGUGUCUCUUAGGAGGAAUAUUUGCUGGGGUUGUUCUUGAUUGGUUGUGGUUAAUUGGUCAUGGUAAUUGGUAAAUUCUAAAAGUUCACCUUAUUCUGU